UUUAUUGUAAAUGUGAAUGACAGAUUGCUCAUCGGUUUCCUCGGGCAUUUUUUUUCCCAGGUGCAACAGCUGGAGAAAGCGCUGAACAGAAAUCCAGAGAUAAAAAUGAGUAUUCUGCUGGAUUGUCUCAGGGGUACACGCGGUGGCGAUCAGGGCAGUUCUGCUUCGAUUUUGAAAAGGCUUGUUCCUCGUGCAUCUGUUUAUCUCUUUCACACUCCCUACUUGCGUGGUUUGGGGAGAUUGCUGUUGCCUGAACGGGUGAACGAAGUGAUUGGCCUGCAGCAUAUGAAACUUCUUAUUUUCGACAAUCAUGUUAUCAUUACCGGGUAA
Gongylonema pulchrum is the source of this 330-nucleotide messenger RNA. The record is from the annotation of a GenBank genome assembly. Lineage: Eukaryota; Metazoa; Nematoda; Chromadorea; Rhabditida; Gongylonematidae.